AUGGUAGAGCAACAGAGCCAGAAUGCUGGACCGGUGUCGGCGGAUCUGCCGCCAGCCAUGGCCGAAAUCAAGUCGCACAGUGUCGAUCAGGUGAUGGCUGAGAUGAACCGAAUGCCGCUGUUCAUGACAACCCUGGACGAGACUGAUGGUGAGGGUGGUGAGAACAUGAUGCUGGAGGCUCUGAAGGCGAUAGCGUACGAAGGCACAAGGUACGAGAUCGCAGAAAACUUUCGACAGCAAGGCAACGAAUGCGCAAGAGCGAAGCAGUGGACCGAUGCGAAAGAGUUUUACGACAAGGCGAUAGCAGCCCUCAAAGGGCCGCAAAGCAAGCCAGAUCCAGAGGCGGAUGCCGAGGGUGGCAAGGUUAUCGAGGUCCAAGUCGACGAGGAAGAGGAGGCAAACAAAGAGAAGGUUGUCGAGGAGGCGUGCUACGUAAACAGAGCGCUGUGCAAUCUGGAGAAGAAGAACUACCGCUCCUGCAUAAACGACUGCGCAUCCACCCUCCGCCUCAACCCCUCCAACGUGAAAGCCUGCUACCGCUCUGCCACCGCAUGUCUCGCGCUGGACAAGCUGACCGAAGCCAAAGACGCCUGCGAAUUCGGUCUUAGGCUAGACGCUAGCAAUGCGCCACUCGUUGCACUCGCAACCAAGAUCCAGAAGCGCGCCGACUACGUCGCAGCAGUGGAGAAAGCGCGAGUUGCGCGCGAAGAAAAGGCCGCUUCAGAGCGCGCCACGCUCGCCCUAGCACUCAAAGCCAGGAACAUCGCUGUUCGUACCACGACCGACGAGGCGCCGGAUCUGGAAGACGCGUCGAUUGCUCUGGCCAACCCGCUUGAUCCUUCCUCGCCUCUCUCCUUCCCCGUCUUGCUGCUCUAUCCUGCUCAUUCGCAGUCGGAUUUUGUCAAAGCUUUCAACGAGCACCAGACGCUGCCGGAGCAUUUGGAGUACAUCUUCCCUCUGCCAUGGGAUGAGGAGAACGAGUAUACUGUCGAUGGCGUGGAGGCGUAUAUGGAGACGGCAGUGGGUGGGCUGAUCAAAGUGGGGAAGAAGAUGGCGCUACACAAAGUGCUGGGGAGCGGGAAAGUUGUGAUUAGCGAUGGGUUGGUCAGGAUUAGCCUUGUUCCCAAGGGAAAGAGUGCCGCGUGGAUUGAGGAGUUCAAGAAGAGAAGGGGUACCGCUGCAUAG
Ascochyta rabiei is the source of this 1185-nucleotide messenger RNA. RefSeq names its product HSP70/90 co-chaperone. Gene Ontology annotation, biological process: protein folding. Lineage: Eukaryota; Fungi; Ascomycota; Dothideomycetes; Pleosporales; Didymellaceae. Gene Ontology annotation, molecular function: Hsp90 protein binding. The transcript is spliced from 2 exons. The coding region runs from base 1 to 1185 and encodes 394 amino acids. The record is from RefSeq and is a predicted model, not a curated record.